Molecule: messenger RNA, 408 nt
Organism: Penicillium hordei
Lineage: Eukaryota; Fungi; Ascomycota; Eurotiomycetes; Eurotiales; Aspergillaceae
Product: putative glyoxalase family protein
Exons: 3
Coding region: 1-408 (135 amino acids)
Source: RefSeq, a predicted model, not a curated record
AUGAUUUCCGGAAUCGCCCACAUCAACCUCCCAAUCCCUCGGGGUACAUUAGACCAAGCCGAGGAGUUCUACGGGACCACCCUCGGACUCACCUCAGCGCCGGUACCGGGGCUCCAGAAGGGAACAAUUCUAUGGUUCGAUAUCGGCUCCAGCGGACAACAAGUGCAUAUUAGCUUCGGCGCGACUGAUCCCCAAGCUAACCGGCACCCAUGCUUCAAGCUGUCUUCGCGUGAGGAACUGGAGGAGAUUAAAGCAAGCAUCUAUGACCACCAUGUGCGUGGUGGUGCCGCAGCCCCAAUGGCGGCUGAUAAGCCCGGCGAUGUAAACUCUGGCGCUCAAGGGAAAGAAUAUCCCACGCGGUUCUUCGCUCGGGAUUUUGCUGGAAAUCGACUUGAGUUUACUAUUUGA